AAACUAAUUGAAAUGUCGAGUUUUACUUACAAGGAAAUCAAAGGCGACCUCUUUAGUUGCAAAAGUGACUAUUCCUUGUGCCAUUGUGUGGCCGCAGAUUUGCGUAUGGGCAAAGGCAUAGCUGUAAAGUUUCGAAACAAAUUUGGGCAGUUGCUGAACUUGCAGAAGCAGAACGUUCAGCCCGGCGGCGUGGCCAUCAUUCACGAUCAGCAGCGUUAUAUAUACUACCUGAUAACCAAAAAAUCCAGUUGGGGAAAGCCUACCUAUGAACUCCUUCACAGUUCCUUAGUUGCCAUGCGACAGCAUAUGAUCUCCCACCAAGUCACCAAAUUAGCCAUGCCCCGCAUAGGAUGCGGUCUGGAUGGCCUAAAAUGGCCAAAAGUUAAGGAACUUGUCUGCACGGUUUUCCAAUUGGAUGCUCUGGAACUGGUUGUGUAUAAUUAUGAAGCUCAGAAGUAA
Drosophila gunungcola (fruit fly) is the source of this 459-nucleotide messenger RNA. It is a transcript of the gene Targ3, whose product is annotated as ADP-ribose glycohydrolase OARD1. Bases 13 to 459 code for a protein of 148 amino acids. The transcript has 3 exons. Gene Ontology annotation, biological process: peptidyl-glutamate ADP-deribosylation. Lineage: Eukaryota; Metazoa; Arthropoda; Insecta; Diptera; Drosophilidae. The record is from RefSeq and is a predicted model, not a curated record.